GCUCUCUCCCUCUCUUUUCUCCUAAAACCCUAGCGCCGCCUCCCAAACCCCUCAGCCAGCCGCCGCCGACGAAGCGCGCGGCGAGAUGGCGCUCUACCUGCUCUUCGAGUCGGCGUCGGGGUACGCGCUCUUCCACGCCUACGGCAUCGACGAGAUCGGGCAGAGCGUGGACGCCGUGCGCUCCUCGGUCCUCGACCUCAAGCGGUUCAGCAAGGCCGUCAAGCUCGCCGGCUUCACGCCCUUCGCGUCCGCCAUCGACGCGCUCAACCAGUGCAACGCCAUCUCCGAGGGCAUCAUGACCGACGAGCUCAGGAACUUCCUCGAGCUCAACCUGCCCAAGGUCAAGGACGGCAAGAAGGCCAAGUUCAGCGUCGGCGUCAUGGAGCCCAAGGUCGGGUCACACAUCACCGAGGCCACCGGAAUCCCAUGCCAGUCCAACGAGUAUGUGCAGGAGCUGCUGCGCGCAGUGCGCCUGCACUUCGACCAGUUCAUUGACCAACUCAAGCCAUCUGACCUGGAGAAGGCUCAGCUUGGCCUGGGGCAUAGCUACAGCAGGGCAAAGGUUAAGUUCAAUGUGAACCGUGUGGAUAACAUGGUCAUUCAAGCGAUCUUUCUAUUGGAUACACUUGACAAGGACGUCAAUUCCUUCUCCAUGAGAGUGAGGGAGUGGUACGGCUGGCAUUUUCCCGAGCUGGUCAAAAUUGUGAAUGAUAACUACCUUUAUGCUAAGCUUGCCAAGUUUGUGGUGAACAAAUCUGAUUUAUCGGAGAAAGAUAUUCCAGCUUUAGCAGAUCUAAUUGGAGAUGAAGACAAGGCAAAAGAAAUUGUUGAAGCAGCAAAGGCAUCUAUGGGCCAGGAUCUUUCACCAGUUGAUUUGAUCAAUGUUCAGCAGUUCGCUCAGAGGGUCAUGAAUCUAUCUGAGUACCGUAAAAAUCUAUAUGAAUAUCUGGUAACAAAGAUGAAUGAUAUUGCACCAAACCUGACGUCAUUGAUUGGUGAGAUGGUUGGAGCUCGGUUAAUCUCUCAUGCUGGUAGUCUUUCAAAUCUUGCAAAGUGUCCUGCCUCUACUCUCCAGAUACUAGGUGCUGAAAAGGCGCUGUUCAGAGCCCUGAAAACACGUGGAAACACACCAAAGUAUGGUCUCAUCUUCCACUCAUCUUUUAUUGGUCGUGCAUCAACUAAGAACAAGGGAAGAAUGGCUCGGUACCUGGCAAACAAAUGUUCCAUUGCUUCCCGCAUUGACUGCUAUUCAGAUAUGAGUAGCUCCAUUUUUGGUGAGAAGCUGCGAGAACAAGUUGAGGAAAGACUGGACUUCUAUGACAAGGGUGUUGCACCACGUAAAAACCUUGAUGUGAUGAAAGCAGCUAUUGAGGGCUUGACAAACACGGAGGAUGAUGACGGCAAAGAGAAUGGUGAGGCAUCUGCUAAGAAAAGUAAGAAAAAGAAGUCUAAGGCUGAGGCUAAUGGUGAUGCAAUGGACGUUGACAAUGUUGUGGCUGAAGCUGAAACCCAAACAGAGAAGAAGAAGAAAAAGAAGCACAAGCUUGUUGAGGCACAGGACGAAGAGAUGCAAGCCAAUGGUGAUGAUGAAACCCCUAAGAAGAAGAAAAAGAAGAACCGUGAUGCUUCCGAGUCUGUUGAUCCCAAGACAGGCACUGAAGGGAAGAAGAAAAAGAAGAAAUCCAAGACAGAUGACGAGUAGUACUAGUUUAGCGCCUACGUAUCAAGUAUGGAGUGUUGAACUUGAUAAUGAAGGAUCAAAUUUUUGUACGACAAUAGAUCCAACCGUGCCUGACUGUUUAAGUAUGUACUCUUUGAGCCCUUGAUGAGGUUUGUAAUGUAGCUUGCAUGGAUUGAAGCGGCGAAGCUGUUGCACUA
Molecule: messenger RNA, 1878 nt
Organism: Lolium perenne
Lineage: Eukaryota; Viridiplantae; Streptophyta; Magnoliopsida; Poales; Poaceae
Product: nucleolar protein 56
Cellular component (GO): box C/D methylation guide snoRNP complex; small-subunit processome
Molecular function (GO): snoRNA binding
Source: RefSeq, a predicted model, not a curated record